Molecule: messenger RNA, 1368 nt
Organism: Penicillium nucicola
Lineage: Eukaryota; Fungi; Ascomycota; Eurotiomycetes; Eurotiales; Aspergillaceae
Exons: 3
Coding region: 1-1368 (455 amino acids)
Molecular function (GO): acyltransferase activity, transferring groups other than amino-acyl groups
Source: RefSeq, a predicted model, not a curated record
AUGGCACAGGCUUAUGUUCUUGGGGUGGGCUUGACCCAGUUUUUGAAGCCUCGUCGCACCCGUGAAUACCCUGAACUGGGCUACGAAGCAGCAGUCAAGGCACUGAUCGAUGCGCAUAUCACAUAUGACGAAGUGCAAACCGGCAUUGCUUGUUAUUGCUAUGGGGACACGACCUCAGGCCAGCGGGUUCUGUAUCAGCUGGGAAUGACAGGCAUCCCCAUUUACAACACCAACAAUGCGUGUGCCACAGGCUCGACUGGCUUGCACCUUGCGCGCACCCUGGUGAAAGGGGGUGUGGUUGACUGCGUGCUCGUGGUCGGCUUUGAGCAGAUGCGCCCGGGGUCCAUCAAGAGUGUCUGGGAUGACCGACCGAGCCCAUUGGGGCCAUCGACCACCAUGAUGGAGGACACGUAUGGGAAGCAUUCGAGUCCCCGGAAUGCGCAGUACUUUGGCAACGCAGGACAGGAAUAUAUGGACAAAUAUGGAGCCAAAGCCCAGGACUUUGCUGAAAUAGCUCGCAUUUCGCAUGAGCAUUCACAACGGAAUCCAUAUGCUCAGUUCAGAACCGCAUACUCCUUAGACCAGAUCCUGGACCCCCAAACCCAGAUCUAUGGACCGUUGACCAAGCUUCAGUGCUCUCCAACCAGCGAUGGAGCAGCAGCAGCGGUCAUUGUCUCUCAGCGAUUUCUCGAUGCGCGACCUCACCUUAGAUCCCAGGCAAUCCUGAUGGCUGGUCAGCAGUUGAUGACCGAUGGACCUGAUGUCUAUUCCCGCAGCGCGAUCGAUCUGGUUGGGUUCAAUAUGUCGCGUCAAGCCGCACAGCUGGCGAUGCAGGAAGCUGGCGUGAAGGCAAAAGACAUCAAGGUCUGUGAGCUUCAUGACUGCUUCUCGACCAACGAGCUUCUCCUGCUGGAUGCUCUCGGGUUUUCGGAACCAGGGAAAGCCCACGAGAUGGUUCGGCAAGGAGACAUCACCUACGGUGGUCGCGGCCCCGUGAUAAAUCCAUCUGGGGGUUUGAUAUCGAAAGGCCAUCCACUGGGGGCCACCGGCCUCGCUCAGUGUGCAGAGCUAACCUGGCAGCUGCGUGGAUGGGCCAACAAUCGCUUAGUUCAUGGAACAGAUGUCGCCUUGCAGCAUAACCUUGGAUUGGGAGGAGCCGUUGUGGUGACAGUCUAUAAAAGAGCGGACGGGAAAGCGAGCGAGGCUGUUUCAAGCGAGGAAAUCAGCAAAAUCUCCGGUAUGGGGUAUAACCCGGCCGUGGAAGCUCGAUAUAUCACCCCUGAGGAUGGAGAACGCGUUCGUAGCAUAACAGAACGCCAUGACUAUCCGCUCCUCGACACGGCAGGAAAGCUGAAAGCCCGUAUGUGA